UGUUCUGAAGGUCACUGCCCACUGCAAGUUGCGUCGCCAAGUUUUUCUGCAAGGAAUUUUUAGGGGACAGUGAAUUGUAUACAUGAAGCUCAAGAUCUGAACCUGCUAUGACUGACCCAGACGUCCUCACUGAGGUCCCAGCAGCUCUCAAACGCCUUGCCAAAUACGUGGUGCGUGGCUUUUAUGGCAUUGAACAUGCUUUGGCUCUGGACAUUCUCAUCAGGAACCCCUGUGUGAAGGAAGAGGACAUGUUAGAGCUCCUUAAGUUUGAUAGGAAGCAGCUGAGGGCUGUCCUCAACACCCUCAAGGGUGACAAGUUCAUCAAAUGCAGGAUGAGGGUAGAGACGGCUCCAGACGGCAAAACCACCCGUCAUAACUACUACUUCAUCAACUACCGCCUUCUGGUUAAUGUGGUGAAGUACAAGCUGGACCACAUGAGGAGGAGGAUUGAGACGGAUGAAAGAGACUCCACCAAUCGCGCCUCUUUUAAAUGCCCCAUUUGCUUCAGCACUUUCACAGACUUGGAGGCCAACCAGCUGUUUGACCCCAGGACAG
Molecule: messenger RNA, 555 nt
Organism: Aptenodytes forsteri (emperor penguin)
Lineage: Eukaryota; Metazoa; Chordata; Aves; Sphenisciformes; Spheniscidae
Gene: GTF2E1
Product: general transcription factor IIE subunit 1
Exons: 2
Biological process (GO): transcription open complex formation at RNA polymerase II promoter; transcription initiation at RNA polymerase II promoter
Cellular component (GO): transcription factor TFIIE complex
Source: RefSeq, a predicted model, not a curated record